AUGGAUUUGGAGCAUUUGCGGCGAAUAGGUUUGAUGGGGGCAACCAGCGGGCACAAGGAAAGGUUCUUACCAGAAGCAUCGAUUCAGCCAGCAAUGCUACGGCGGGCAGGCAAUUUGCUUAAGCUUGUCGCUGGUGGCCAAACUGGUGUCGACCAGGCGGCCCUAGCAGCUGCAACUGAAGUUGGACUGGCCACUGGUGGUUGGUGUCCAUUUGACUGCAGCGAUGAGACUGGGCCUAUUGUAGAAAAGGCAGCCGAAUGGAAUUUGGCACCAGUCACCGAAAAUAUGUGGGAGUUGUAUGGUACGUGUUUUCGUCAUCUUCCAUUGCAGGUUGACGGCCAAUGCAAGUGGGCUAGGCGUACUUUGCUGAAUGCGUUGCAUAGUAGUGGUACGGUGACCAUCUUGCCUGAAGGAGUGGUGGACGGAACACAUCUUGGCUUGGCAGUCUCAAAGGCUCUUGGCCGGCCCUAUCUCACGCUCGACCUGGAAAAUAUUGAUGCGGACACGAAUGUGUGUGUUCAGUGGAUUCGGGAAAAUUCCAUUGAGGUGCUAAAUGUGAACGGACCACGCGAGUCUUCAAGUCCUGGAAUUGCGGCAAGGUGUAUUCCCUUUUUCAAAAAGUGUUUCUCAGUGGCGAUGGUUGAAGACGGUCAGGUUGCAGCCAGCGACAUCGUUAUUACGGAAUGCUGGGAGCGACCUCGCUUCCGCUGCGAGGAAAAGCCAUCCAGCGGUUUCUCGCCAUUGUUUCUCAGCGAACCGACACUUCGGACUGCAGCGGUCAAUGCUGGGGACUACCGGCUAUAUCUGGGUGGCGGGAGCAUCAACCGAUCUUUCGGAGAUUUGCUGAAGGAGCAGCAGGGCUUGGUGUUCGGCAAGGUCUGCGAGCACUACGCAAAGCUCCACUCGGUCCUGCUCGCAGCAAGCCGUGCUGCGCGCGGCGGAGUGGUGGCGGCGCGAGAUGUCCCCGAGGCGGAGAAGCUGCUCGAGCCCCUUCACCUGUCAGCAUCUGUUGGCCAGUCCGGUGAUGCCCUCGUCGAUGACACCAUCGAGUCUGCCAGUGGCGCCGUCUUCCUGGACGUCUUCCUCGAGGCGAGGCGGCCGCUCGCGCCUGGCAAUGCGGCCAUGCUGUACGUCGUGGGGCCGAAGGGCGACAAGUGCAGGGGUCCGAGGGGCCCGGGUGCGGGGCCGCUGCUCCCCAGGGGCGAUUUCCUGGCAUCCGUCGAGAGGCUUGGGAAGAGGGCUCUCGAGCUGGUGGGUGCGUACAAUCGCGCUGGUGACGGCGCUCGAAUCGAGGAGGUCCGAUGGUGUCUCGUCAGCGGUGGCGUCUACUGCCACGGAGAUGUUUCGAAGCUCGAGGUGGCCUCGGCGACGCUCCGGGGCAUGCUGUCUGCUAAGGGCGCCAGGAGUCUCACCGUCACCUUCGCAUAUGAUGAUGACGUCUUUCGCCAGGCCUGCGAGCUGUGCUAA
This is a messenger RNA of Prorocentrum cordatum, 1467 nucleotides long. Lineage: Eukaryota; Dinophyceae; Prorocentrales; Prorocentraceae. The record is from the annotation of a GenBank genome assembly.